ACCAAACACAAUGAUUACGACCAUUUAUUUAUGCAUAUUUAAUAGUGAACUCAAAGCGUUGAUUUGAUAUCUUUCAUUUGUUGCAGUGCUGCUCUGCAUGCGUGAAGCACGACCUUUGCUUUUUGAGGUGCAGCCAGAAGAAUUGCGUAUCGACUCGUUUUUGCGUCUCGUUUUAAACUGAAACACUCGUUUGCAUCCUAGAUAUCCGAUAGUUAAUCGGUUUUCCAUUCGUCUUGGAUUUUUUUUUUAUUGCCGUGCAGAACCUACAGGGAGGUAAUUUACCGCCGGAUACCUUUCCAUAUUCAACAUGAAUUACCUGCGACGUCGACUCUCGGACAGUAAUUUCAUGUCAAACUUGCCUAAUGGCUACAUGGGCGAUCUACAGCGGCCAGAUCCGCCGCAGCAGAGCCCAGCCCCGGAGGUCUCGCCAGUCUCUCAAGAGAGGCGUCAAUCCACCAGCCAGUCUACGGGCGCCGGCUUCUUUUCCUCCAUUUCCAACGCCGUCAAACAGACCACCGCAGCCGCGGCCGCCACCUUUAACGAGGCCACCGAGAGAGGAAUCGGCUCGAGCAACGCCAAGAUCCUCCUGGUCAUUGAUGACCAGCAGACAGACUGGGCAAAGGUGUUCAGAGGGAAGAAGGUUCAUGGAGAAUUUGACAUUAAAGUAGAACAGGCUGAAUUCUCAGAGGUCAAUCUGGUGGCUCACGCAACGGGAAGCUAUAGUGUGGACAUUGAGGCCAUUCGCAAUGGCAACAAAAUCACAAAGUGUUUCAAGCCAGAUUUUGUGAUGGUGCGACAGCAUGCUUUCAGCAUGGCCAAGAAUGGCGACCACAGGAAUAUUGUGAUUGGACUUCAGUAUGCUGGUCUGCCCAGUGUCAAUUCCCUUCACUCUGUCUACAACUUCUGUGACAAACCAUGGGUGUUCGCUCAGUUGUCCAGAUUGUACAAGCAGUUGGGUCCAGAGGAGUUCCCACUGAUUGACCAGGUUUAUUACCCCAACCACAAGGAGAUGAUCACUACACCUGGCUUUCCUGUGGUAGUGAAGAUGGGUCAUGCUCACUCUGGUAUGGGAAAGGUCAAAGUGGACAAUCAAUAUGAUUUUCAAGACAUUGCUAGUGUUGUGGCUUUGACAAAGACAUAUGCCACUUCUGAACCUUUUAUCGACGCCAAGUAUGACAUCCGAAUCCAGAAAAUCGGUGACAAUUACAAGGCAUACAUGAGGACAUCUAUAUCUGGCAAUUGGAAGACCAACACAGGAUCAGCCAUGUUAGAGCAGGUGGCCAUGUCUGACAGAUUCACUGUCCAUGGUACUGAAAUCAGAUACAGGAAGGAGGAUUUCCUCAAGAACUGUCCAGAGUACUGA
Pimephales promelas (fathead minnow) is the source of this 1363-nucleotide messenger RNA. NCBI's taxonomy places the organism in Eukaryota, Metazoa, Chordata, Actinopteri, Cypriniformes, Leuciscidae. The record is from RefSeq and is a predicted model, not a curated record.